Molecule: messenger RNA, 5787 nt
Organism: Colletotrichum orchidophilum
Lineage: Eukaryota; Fungi; Ascomycota; Sordariomycetes; Glomerellales; Glomerellaceae
Exons: 2
Biological process (GO): phosphorelay signal transduction system; peptidyl-serine phosphorylation
Cellular component (GO): cytoplasm; nucleus
Molecular function (GO): ATP binding; protein serine/threonine kinase activity
Source: RefSeq, a predicted model, not a curated record
ACGACAUUUUCUCGCCCAAUCUCGAACACACACUCUCCAGACAGUCCUCGCUUGCCGAGACGAUUCAAACCGGCCAAUGAUAUCGACACAAUUCGGGAUCUCACCCGCUUCUCUCCCACAAUGGAACCACCGCAACCCAACAUGCUGGCGCCACCGGCCGUGACCUCUCUUCGGGCACAGGCCGGCGUCAUGGAACGAUCUCUGAGCGAAGAUAUUCGAGAGGAGCGAGAAGAACUACGUGAAGCUGCCGAGCAGACUCUGAAUGUCAUUCUCGACCUCAACCUCGACGGCACUAUCCGAUGGGUUAGUCCGUCAUGGACCGAUGUGAUCGGAACUCUGCCCGACUCGGUCAAAGGAACUGCGAUAGCCGAUUUGAUCGUUAGCGAGAACAAGACAGCUUUUGCGGAUACCGUAGAGUACAUGAAGAAGGACGACUCGCGGAGCCACAGAGUGCGCUUCGCCGUUACCUUGGGUCCGCUAUCCAGAUUGCUUCCCAUUGAAGGUCUACAGGACCAGGAGCCAGAUGAGGCCGAGGAGAUGGUUCCCGAAGUCAUCGACCUGGAAGCCCAGGGCAUCAUGGUGUAUGACGGUGUCUCGGGAGGGGAGAGCCAUACAAUGUGGAUGAUCCGACCCUACAUUGCACCCAGAGAGAUCAAGAUUGACCUCCCUACUGUGAUCGUUGACUCUCUUGGAUCUGGUGCCGAGGUCCUUGCCAGCUAUCUGACACAGCUAGCUGAGUCUGGCGUCGAUGAUCCUGAAAAUCACCCACCGCCUUUGCCGGUCCUGUGCCGAAUUUGCGAGCGACAAAUUUCCCCUUGGUGGUUCGAAAAACACACCGACCUAUGUUUGCAAGAGCAUCGGGCAGAGAUGGACGUACAGAUGGCGCAGGACAGCUUGACGGAUCAUCGGCAUUCCAUUGUGAAAGUCCUCGAUGCUCUCGAAGCGAGAAAAAGCCGGCCUCUUACAGGCGAUCAGCUCUCUGGCCCCGCCGCCGAGUACAAGGGACUACCGAUUGGCCCUCCUUUAUCAGCCUCAUCGUCCCCUGGAAGCUCAGUUUCGCAAUCUAGAGAACGAACUGGUGGUUUUGGUCACUCGCGAGCUCGUUCAUUUGCUAUCAGACGUCCUCAGGCAAGAAUCGUGGAAUUGCUUCUUGACCUCUGCGAUACCGCCAUCGAGGUCAGCACCCCAGCGGUGAAGGAGGCUUCAUCGCAAAAUCCCGGCGAGAUCAGGACGCAAUCUCCUCAAUCCGAGUCCCGCAUCUCACAAGUCAUACAGUGGCAAUCGCCCAGCACCAACACUUUGGAACAGGAACAGGGCCUGGCACUGCUCUGUGCUGACACUGAGAAAGCCGCCAAAACCAAAGUCGAGGCAGUUUUCAGACAUCGGAAAAUUAUCGAGUAUGCAGAACGCAUUAGAAUUGAGUUCGCUGUCAUCGUUCAAGACUGCAUUGAUGAAGCAAUGCGGAAAGCAGCUCGAAUUGCUGCUGGCCGCCUGAGCGAUUCGACCGAGGACGAAGAAGAGGAGCAAGCCACGCCGGCUCAGGAGGAGCUCUUCUUCCAGGGAUCUUUUGAGAAGCCUUCCGCCCUCGCGGCUGCUCUCCAAAAUGUCAGCCUUAAUGAUAACACCGAGAGGCCAAGGCCGACCUCCUUUGUGGGAUCAGCGCGCUCAAGUAGCCCUAGAGAGUGCCCGACGCCGAGAUCCAAUCUGGGAGGCUUGAUUCCAAUUGCGCCUGCCCGUGAGUCCCGGCGAGAAUCGUUGCUUUUCGAGAGUGACGCUGGAGACAGUGACGGAAGCAUUCGCUCUUCUUCUGUGACUUCACGACAGCCACCGCGCACCGACUCCCCGAUAUCUGAGUUUGGCGAUCUUCGUCGGGCAGCUAGCUCGAGACAGCAUCAUCGUAGAAGCAUCAUACUACCCGGUACGGCUUCACCUCGACGACAAGAAUCACCUUCACGAAUGAACCAGCCAUCAUCCCCUCUUCGAAUCCUCAAGCCGCGCAACUUCCCGUUCCCGCAAGAUGGCCUUGCCUCACCAGAAGCAUCGCCCUUGCUCCCUGGGAGCGAUUUCAGCUCGCCAGCUCAUUUGCCAGCAAACCACCACCGUCGACAAUCCUCGGCUGCCAUGUCCGAGUUUGUGAUGAAAGGUCCGCCCUCCCCCAGAAUGGCCGCUCACCAGCCUCCCCCCCAGGCAAGGCCGGCGCCACCUUCCAUCAAAGAUUUCGAGAUCAUCAAGCCAAUCAGCAAAGGCGCUUUUGGCAGUGUUUACUUGUCCAAGAAGAAAUCGACAGGAGAGUACUUCGCUAUCAAAGUGUUGAAGAAGGCAGACAUGGUGGCCAAGAAUCAAGUGGGCAAUGUCAAGGCUGAACGCGCCAUCAUGAUGUGGCAAGGUACGAGCGAAUUCGUCGCCAAGCUCUACUGGACCUUUUCCAGCAAAGAUUACCUGUAUCUCGUCAUGGAGUACCUCAACGGUGGCGACUGUGCAUCUCUGAUCAAGGUACUUGGUGGUCUUCCGGAAGACUGGGUGAAGAAAUACCUGGGUGAGGUGGUUCUUGGCGUGGAACACCUGCACAGUCGAAGCAUUAUCCACCGCGAUCUCAAGCCAGACAACUUGCUCAUCGAUCAAAAGGGCCAUUUGAAGCUGACGGAUUUUGGUUUGUCACGCAUGGGCUUGGUUGGACGACAGAAGCGAGCACUGAACAAUCAAAAUGCCGACCCAACGCCCGAUCUCCUCAAGCAGGGACCAUUUGCUCGCUCGGCAUCUCUGGCAUCGUCCCGGUCCACCUCGCUCGACCUUCACGGUCAUACACAUUCACCCAGCAUGACGCCACAGAUGACCCCUGACACUGGUUCCAGCGGCGGCCAGCCCUCAUACUUCGCCUUGGGUGGACCAGAGGCGCGACGAGUCUCCAGUCACCGUAGCGAUAGCGGUGGUAGCGAAACCCUUACCCGCAUGCUCAAUAGCUUUUCUUUGGCCGAGCAAGAGCAUACUGCCCCGACCCAAAACGCACAGUCGACGCAGGAUGAUGCGAGCGAAAGCACCGGCCAGGCCUCGCCAGACAUGGCCGCUCUCCAUCACACCAGCACUCAGUCCAGCAUCGACUACCUGGGCAAGAAUACUCCCCCUCAGUCUACAAUGAUGCCACCGCCGAUGGCCUUGUUCGAUCCGGAAGAUACCAAUCGCCGUUUUGUGGGGACGCCCGACUAUCUCGCCCCCGAGACUAUUAAGGGCGAGAAGCAAGAUGAGACUAGUGAUUGGUGGUCUGUUGGUUGCAUCAUGUUUGAGUUCCUCUACGGAUUUCCGCCUUUCCAUGCCGACGAAGCCGAGCAAGUCUUUGAAAACAUUCUAGCACGCAGGAUUCAGUGGCCGGAUGAGAACGAAUGCGAACCAAUUUCGGAGGAGGCGAAGGAUCUGAUCAAUAAGCUGCUCUGUAUGGAGCCCCAGUCGCGCCUUGGAGCUAAUCGAGAGGAUAAGUUCCCUUGCGGUGGAGACGAGAUUCGCAGCCACUCCUGGUUUGAGGGCGUCAAUUGGGAGACUCUUUUACAGGAUGAGGCUCAGUUCGUCCCUCAGCUCGAGCAUCCUGAAGACACCGAGUACUUCGACGCUCGAGGCGCCGUAUUGCAGUCAUUUGCCGAAGAGAUGGAGGAUCAGCUAUCUCCGCCAGUCUCUGGCGUAGGUUCUGACUAUCACGAUCGGCCGCAUGAUGCCCUGUCCAGGGUCCGAUCUCAAGUCAACUCGAUCAAACGCAACUUGAUGCCUCUGCACAUUCCUCCACACGUUAGGGACUUGAAGAGUAGACGACUUAGCGAGCCUGUUGUUGCAGAUGACUUUGGGAGCUUCGCCUUCAAGAACCUCCCUGUGCUAGAGAAAGCCAACAAGGACGUCAUUCAGAAACUGAGAGCAGAAGCAUUGGCAUCUCAAAACAAACCUACCGUCGUAAGCCCUGGCGGUAGCGUCACUUCCCCUGGCCCAGCUCUCGAGGGCAGCCCGGUACUAUCCAACCCUGUCCAGAGAACAAUCUCCAAUGCGAAGAACCGACCCCAGUCGCCUUCCGGUCUCAGCCAUGCGGCCUCGUCCCCUAGCAGGGCAUCCCAACCAUCGUCGCCCCUCUUAGUCUCAUUCGUUGCAGGCCAAGGCAGCGAGGGCCGGCGCAAGGCCUCCAGCAACUCGUCAAGCCUUUCACAGCAAUCGAGCGUAUCUCACCAGCCUACUUCCCUCGAUAUACCCCGAGUUCCACCAAGCCUGCAAAAGGCGGCGACCAGUGCAGCUGCCUCCCCGGUCAAGGGUCGCGGGGCUGCACCUCCUCCACCGCUGGCCCUCUCACCGCAGAAGAUGGUGUCAACGCCCAGACAUGCCUCUAGCAGCCGAUCGAGGUCUUUGACUGUUGGCUCGCAGUCUCAAGAAGGUAGUCCCAUCACUUCCGAUGUUCUGUCACACCAUCGCAAUCGUCGCAGCCAGGUCUUUGACAUGUCACCUUCCUCGUCCGACAACGAAGGCGAGAAGCACAACGCGCUUCUCCGAGUGCAGCGUCGCCGCCAGAGUUCUCGCCGUCUUUCCCAAAUUGCCUUUGAUGGAGGUCCGAUGUUCCGCCCACUGGAUGUUUUGAUCUGUGAGGAUCAUCCGGUCUCCCGCAUGGUCAUGGAAAAGCUUUUGGAGAAAUUACGCUGCCGAACCAUCUCGGUAGCCAAUGGUUCGGAAGCUGUGAGAUAUGCCAUGAGCGAGAUCAAGUUUGACAUCAUCUUCUUGGAGUAUAGAUUGCCUCAAAUCAACGGUGCAGAUGUGGCUCGGAUGAUUCGGGAGACUAAGAACACGAACUCGCAUACGCCCAUCGUCGCUAUCACGGCUUAUCUGAAAGAACUCCAGGCUCCGCACUACUUCGAUUCACUGAUUGAGAAGCCCAUUUCGAGUUCCAAGUUAACCGAAGUUCUCAAGAAUCUCUGUCAAUGGAAGCCGGAAUCGCCUGGCGUCAACUUCUCCAUGUCCCUUGGACACCCUCACCCUGUCCCUUCUGGCCUCCGCCAAACCAGCUCUCGUGCAGAUGACAGCCCGACAUCAAGCUCAUCGCUCUAUGCAGGACGGCCGGGAAGCAGCUUGGUCACUUCAAGCCGGGAGGACUCCAUCAGCUCCAGUCUCUUCGGCGACUCUGAGUCAGUAUCAACGGAUGAUGUACCAGUAGUGAUCAGCAGGAAGGCCACUGGCGACUGGGACGAAGGUGGCCUGGGCAUCAGCCAGGACGAAGUCAUGCAACCCGUCAAAUCGCCAAAGUCACUGCCACAGCUUCCACAACUUGUGACGCAACAGUCUGCUCCAGGUCAGCUGGAACACACUAGACGAUCGGCGCCGCAGCCUUCGGUAGAGAAGCUGAAAGCUCGGAAAGAGUACAUAGAGAAGCGCCUUGCCGAGGGUACAGAUUCAGCUGACGAUGAGGACGAAGAGCUUGGCCUCGGCCGGGACAAGCUAUUCCGAGGCAAACCUCUGCUGCCGAGCUCCAAGCUCGGGAUUGAAAUGAUGAGGGCCGACAGCCACGACAGCGUCACAUUUGGAUCUGAAAGUACACCGGAACCUGUUACUCAAGUUGUGACGCCCUCCAAAGAGAUGGACAUGCCUUCGUACGAGACUCUGCGAGAAGUCACCACUCAUACACCCCCGGAUGCUGGCGUCAGCUCAGAAGACAAAACACUCGUUCUUGACGUUGACGAGACACCGAAACCGCCUCCGGUAAACAAACACGACGGAGACGAGAAGCCCACGCCGCGAUCGUUGGAUCGGUCUGAGUUGUCGAGGAAAUAA